ACGGCUGUUGCCACAUGGUUGUUGCCUGUCAGUCCUGUGUGACGGACAAAUGGGUGGGUGCUCCGAAUGGAAACUCCGAGUCCCACCCACUUCUCUUAAAUACACUUACGCAGUAGACAAGACUGCGCGACGCACUUCAGGAAGAAUCUAACCAAUCCAAAUUAUGAGCUAUCCUGGAUACCCCCCCCAGGGAGGAGGAUACCCCCCUCAGGGAGCAUACCCACCACAGCCUGGAGCAUACCUCCCACAGCCCGGGUCCUAUCCCCCCCAGCCCGGAGCCUACCCUCAGGCAGGAGGUUACCCAGCAUACCCUCCUCAGGCCGGGGGCUACCCCCCUCAGCCUGGGGCCGGGGGCUACCCUCCACAGCCUGGAGCCUACCCUCCUGCACCUGGAGGAUUCCCCACUCAGCCUGGAGGCUUCCCACCAGCUCCUCCCCCUGGCACUUGGGGAGGCGGUCCCACUGGAGGUUAUCCGUCUAUUGGUCUUGGCGGCAUGACCAACCCUGGGUAUCCUGGAAUGGCCAACCAGACCCCACCUGGGGUGCUCUAUCCUGCUCUUCCAACCACUGGGGGGUACCCUGCAGCCCCACAUAUGGGGGGCUAUGGUGCCUCCUACCCUCCUAACCAACAGUCAUGUGGCCUGUACCCACAGCCAGGAGCACCCCAGCCUCAGGCACCAGGCAUGAACUACCCCGCUGGACCAGGGCAGCCCAUGCCAGGAUACCCUCAAGGGCCUUCACCCAACCCAACCAUGCCCGGCUUUGGAGGAGCACCAGCACCUACGCCUGGGUACCCCAAGGCCCCAUCACCUAACCCAAUGCCAGGUUAUGGAGGAGGGGCCAUGCCAGUCGUACCAAAAGUCAAUAAAGGAUUUAGGGGAACAAUCAAGGACUAUCCUGGAGCUGACCCUCUCAAAGAUGUGGAGGUCCUCAGGAAGGCCAUGAAGGGCUUUGGAACUGAUGAGCAAGCCAUUAUUGACUUACUGGGCAGUCGCUCUGCCAGACAGCGUGUGGCCUGCCUUAAAGCCUUUAAAACUGCCUAUGGAAAGGAUCUGAUUAAGGAUCUGCACUCGGAGCUGUCAGGAGACUUCCGGAAGCUGGUGAUGGCCAUGAUGAAGACCCCAACCCAGUUAGAUGCCUACGAAAUCAACAGUGCUAUUAAAGGUGCUGGAACUGAUGAAGCCUGCCUGAUCGAAAUCCUCUCCUCCCGCUCAAACGCUGAAAUUAAAGAGAUAAGCCGUGUUUACAAAGAAGAAUAUAAAAAGAGUAUGGAGGAUGCGAUCAGCAGCGACACAUCUGGACACUUCAGACGACUGCUGGUUUCUCUUUCACAGGGCAACCGUGAUGAAAGAGAACAUGUGGAUAUGUCUCUGGCCCAACAAGAUGCUCAGGCGCUGUAUGCUGCUGGAGAGAUGAAGCUGGGCACUGACGAAUCUAAAUUUAAUGCUAUUUUAUGUGCAAGGAGUAAGACCCAUCUUCGAGCAGUAUUUAUGGAGUACCAGCGCAUGAGUGGCAGGGACAUUGAGAAGAGUAUAGUCCGUGAGAUGUCUGGAGAUCUGGAGAGUGGCAUGCUGGCUGUCGUCAAGUGCAUUAAGAACACACCUGCCUACUUUGCUGAGAGGCUCUACAAGGCCAUGAAGGGAGCUGGGACUAAGGACCGAACCCUGAUCCGAAUCAUGGUCUCCCGCUCGGAAGUGGACAUGCUGGACAUCCGCAAGGAAUAUGUCAAGAACUAUGGGAAGUCACUCUACACGCAUAUCUCUGGGGACACUUCUGGAGACUACAAGAAACUGCUACUGAAGCUGUGUGGAGGAAAUGACUGAACGUUCUAUAAUAUUUUUUUUCUGUUUUCUGCACUUGUACCAAAGAAAAUGCUAUAUGCAAUAUGCCGUGCCAAUGCUGUCAAUGCAAUCUUUAUCUACAGUAGGCUUAAGAUAUAGCCUCACACAUAUCUACUCCAUGAAUGUGCUUGUUUUGUAUUUUAGCUAUUUCUAAAAGGAGAAAUUUCCAUAUAUUUUCACGCAACGUACAUAUUUUUACAUAUGUUUAGGUAGUAUUUUAGCAGUUAUAAUGAAAUGUAACUUACUAAUGGAAAUAUUGUAAGUAGCAGUCACCUUACCAUUGUGCUAAAUUUAGCAUGUUUCUCUAUGCAGCUCUGCUUUUCUGUUUUUGUUUACUAUAAAUGUUUGUGGACGCUUAUGUAUAAAAACAUAUCUUCACAUUUUAUGGAUAACGUAAUGUUUAAUUUAAGCAUAUAUGUUAUCACUGCUGAGGAAAUAUGGCCAGAUAUUUUUAAAUCACUGAGUUCGAAAGUUACAGGACCAGGAUGGCACUGGAGGAGCAGGUAGUAAAAUAAAUGUAAAAGAACUGAAUUGAUUGAAUUGUUGUAGUACUGGUAGUGAGGGUCUUUUUUAAAAAAAUCAGUUGUAAUGUUGAUUUAGUUGUACUAUUAACUACGAAAACUGCAAAAAAAUAAAUAAAUAUAUAUAUAUACAUACAUAUAUAUAUAUUAUAUUUUAUAUUCUGAAUUACAAAAGAUUAGUCAUUUCUAUUUUAUGUAACAUUCAGUAGAGGAUUUAAUUCAUGUUUCAACACUUGAAAUUUGAAAGCUCCACCCAUCCAUAAGUCAACUCAUUGAAUCAAGUUAAAUUAAUAUUAUUUAUACAAUUUAUUCUGUAAUCAAUGAAUUUCAACUAUCUAAUGUUUCAUUUUUGACGCCUAAUGUACAAUGGCGCUAAUCUAAUGUAGCUGUAAGUUGUGAAGCUGACCUAUUGUAAACUUCCUGCAGGGGGCGGUAGCGUGUCACACUGUAUAGUAUUCUAUAGCAUAGAUGCCUCUUAUUGUAAUGCAAGGCUUUUCAUGUCUUUUUUUAGACUUAAAUAUCUCCUUUAAUGCUGCCAUUACGUAACAUGCAUGAGCACACACAUGUAAGAGUUGCCACACCAACAAAUAAUAAACCCAUGUGAACGAAAAA
This is a messenger RNA of Boleophthalmus pectinirostris (great blue-spotted mudskipper), 2973 nucleotides long. It is a transcript of the gene anxa11a, whose product is annotated as annexin A11a. Gene Ontology annotation, molecular function: calcium ion binding; calcium-dependent phospholipid binding. Gene Ontology annotation, cellular component: cytoplasm. The coding region runs from base 164 to 1822 and encodes 552 amino acids. The record is from RefSeq and is a predicted model, not a curated record. Lineage: Eukaryota; Metazoa; Chordata; Actinopteri; Gobiiformes; Gobiidae. Gene Ontology annotation, biological process: phagocytosis; cytokinetic process; negative regulation of coagulation. The transcript has 15 exons.